Messenger RNA from Heterostelium album PN500, 453 nucleotides. RefSeq lists its product as uncharacterized. Bases 1 to 453 code for a protein of 150 amino acids. Lineage: Eukaryota; Evosea; Eumycetozoa; Acytosteliales; Acytosteliaceae. The record is from RefSeq and is a predicted model, not a curated record. The transcript has a single exon.
AUGACAUAUGGGUUGGGUGUUGAAAUCAAACAACUUUGUGGACUACUUAUGGCACGACAUAGUGGUGCAAUCAAUGGAUUCGCUAGUGAGUUCCAUGUUAUCCCAGAAAUUGGUGUCCGAAUCUUUGCUGUGGCAACUCUGAAUCUCAUCUAUUCUGUAAUUAACCAAUUGUUAAAUGUUAUCUCUCAAAGUAUCAUAUCACAAUACUUCCAACUAUCUCCACGAGUAGCUUACAAUGUAUUGGCACCUAAGAAUGCUAGGUUACAAAUGAAAUCAGUUCUCAAGUGUCAACCAAUUCCAAAAGAGAUUAAAAAUAGAGUUCUUGGUUAUUAUAAGUUGAUGGAUGGUAAUCAAAAAAAAGAUUUCUUACCACUUCAAAAUCUACCAAUAGUACAACCAAAGAUUAUACAAGAAAACAUUUGUCACUGCCAAUCUUUCUUGGAUAUCACCUGA